Molecule: messenger RNA, 4728 nt
Organism: Xyrauchen texanus (razorback sucker)
Lineage: Eukaryota; Metazoa; Chordata; Actinopteri; Cypriniformes; Catostomidae
Gene: tescb
Product: tescalcin b
Exons: 8
Coding region: 1765-2415 (216 amino acids)
Molecular function (GO): calcium ion binding
Source: RefSeq, a predicted model, not a curated record
CUCUUCUUUUUGGGCAUGAACAACGAACCUUUGUGAUUUUUUCCCCUAAAGUUAAUUAUUAUUAACAUUCAGUAAUAAUUUCAUCUUUAGUAAGUCAGUCUGUCCAAUAGCAGCUUACUACGUUUGGAAUGAGAAUUGUUUUUUUUUAUAUAACGUGCACGUUAACGGAAUGAACUAUUAGACAACACCUAUGUUUUAGUGUAUGGGGGGAAUUUGCAGACGUUCCCUUAUUUACGCUAGGCAAUGAAAACGCAUUGGAGCGUUUUUAAGCAUAAUUAUCCAGCCACACCAAGCGUUGACUGUUCCGAGUGCAAUGAUUUAUGAAAGUAUAGUGUUGUUAUAUACCCUUUAACCCAACUGUGCUAGUGAUAUCUUUGUAAGAUUGUCGCCUUCAGAGGUAUACGGAAGCUCAAAGAGGCCUUGCGUUAUCAUUUUUCUGUCUAGUUUUCUCGUGAUCUCGACAUAACAAAGGUAGUUUUCUCGUUAUCAUGACUUAAUUUUCUCGUGAUCUCGGCAUAAUAACAUUUGUUUUUCCUCUUGAUCAUGACUUAAUUUUUUUCGUGAUCUCGACAUACCAAAAAGUUGUUUUCAAUAAGGCUAUCUGGAGGCAACAGCUAAAAGCACUGUUGCAUAAUGGAUGACUGAAUACGUCAGAAAGCACAGAAAGACGUGCUUCUUGACCACUGAUCUACAUAAAUAGAUCAGUGUUCUUUACACCUGUUGAGUGCAGAAGAAAGCGAGUCUUACUAUUGAUGAAAAAGCGUUUAUUACGUGGUUGUGACGUGCUGGUGUUUAUUAAUAUGUUUGAUUUAGCCUUUGUGAAAGGUGACUGGUUUAGAAGAGGAUAGGACAGGCGAAUAUUUUAUAACCAAAGUGUAAUGAAUUAACAUAACUUUUUAUACAAUAAAUUGUACUUUUCUGCCUAGGAUCUCUCAUUGUCCUUCAUACCUUGUAACUUUGAAUGGUAAGUCCGGUAGGUUAAUUAAAACUAUAGUUUAAAGGCAAAAAUAACUUUUUGUUAUGUCGAGAUCACGAGAAAAUGAAGUCAUAAUCACGAGAAAACCUUUGUUAUGUCGAGAUCACGAGAAAACGAGACAAAAUAAUAAUAACGCAAGGCUCUUGAGCUUCCGUACGGGUAAGAGAACCUUAAUCUAACUUUACCCUGCUGCUCAAUCGGUCAUACUAAUCCAGUUUAUGGGUUAAUUAUAUACCAACGUGUUUUAAAAUGAGUUGUCAAAUACUCAGAGCAAUCAUUCUGAAUGAUAAAUGGUUUGAGUGACAAAAUAAAUGGAUCCCCUCCCUUUGCAAUUACCUUGUCAGAUCAUUUUAAAAGUAUAGUUUCUGUGGCUUCUCAGAAACUCCAGUGUCUCAUUUCUGUUUUUGAGAAAGCUCGCGGGUGUUGUUGCAGUGGCAUGUAUUAUGAAUGAACGACGCAGAGAUGGCUGCCGUUUGAAAUAGCCUAUAUUCAGUCUGAAUAAAGAAAAUGUUCGACAUUUUAAUAUCUGUUUUGGUUCGUGAUCAACUUCAAGAAAGUGGAUUAUCAAAAUAGGAGUGGGUUGCAUAAGCAGCUACGCGCCGGUUGUUUAUUUGGCGCUAGGACCCCGGGGAGAUCUUCUCAUGCUCCCUAAAGCACAAUGCGGAUUUGCAUGCUUUUGUUCAGCAAGGCAAACACGGGUGUAUGUGAGUGAAACCUAAACCACCGGAAGACUACACACUCAUACUCGCUGUGCAAGAAGCUCUUAUUGGUGCAGAAUCAUUGCCGUGAUGGGAAGCUUUCAGUCUUUGCCCGAUGAUCAUCAAUACAGAACUCUGUCCAAGAAGACAGGCUUUUCACUGGAGCAGAUCACAAUCCUCCACAAUCGUUUCAGGCAGCUCAGCCAAAAUGAGGAAUCAUUAAGGAAAGAUGACUUUAAAACAAUCCAAGACCUAGAAAGCAAUCCUAUUCGGUUCCAGAUUGUAGAGGCCUUCUUUGAUAAAAGGAACUUCCAGAAAAAUGAUGUUGGAUCUGUGGAAGAAAUUGGUUUUGAGGAAUUCCUUACAGUCAUGUCAUACUUCAGAGCACCAGCCCUUCAUAUAACAGAGGAGAAGAGAGAAGAGAUACGGAGAGCCAAACUUCGUUUCCUGUUUAACAUGCACGACACAGACAAUGAUGGUACCAUAACACUGGAAGAAUACAGACAUGUAGUAGAAGAGUUGUUGUCCCGUAGUGGAGCACUUGGAAGGGAGACAGCCAAGGGCAUUGCGGAUGCUGCAAUGCUGGAAGUUGCCAGUAUUUCAGUUGGUCCAAUGGCACCUGAUGAGUUCUAUGAAGGGAUCACAUUCGAGGAUUUUGUUAAGAUUCUUAAAGGAAUUGAAAUAGAGACGAGAAUGUACAUUCGCUUCUUGAACAUGGAUACAACUGUGAUGUGCAAGUAAUGUUCUAUCUAAAUAUUGCUGGUUACAAUUUUCUUGUAAAAAGAGCUCUCUUUGCACUUUAAUGGAUGAAACCAGUUUAGGGUUGUUUGAAUAGAUAUUUAGUUCUAUAAAAUAUUUAUUGGAUCCAAGAGUGUUAGUAAAAAAUAAAAUAAAAGUUAGCACUAACAAAAGUGUCCAUUGAUACCAGCUCUUGAUACUCUAUUUGCAACUCACCUAGCUUUACGUGCACAUUUAUAAUUGUGGUACUAUGCAGACGUUUAAUUAUUUUAUUUUAUUGUUUUUUAAAGUUUAAUUAUUAAUUUAUUUAAUUAUUGAGUUGUUUGUAGUCAUUUAUUCUAAAAGCAUAUGCUUAUCAAUACAAUAAUCAAAUGUAAUCAAAAUUUAUUUUCACUAGAAAAUACUAAAAUGAGCAAUCAUAUUGUGACCACUGUGUUUUAUCAAUAUUGUCCUUUUGUGUGCUCUUUUUCCUCAUAUUGAUACGCAGUGAUGGGUAGUAACAGAUUACAUGUAAUCUGGAUAUUACAAAAUAGAAUACUUGCAGUCGUAUUACAUUACAUUUGAAAAUAAUCGUAAUCAGACUACAGUUACUUUUUAUAGAGUCCAUGAUUUCAUAUGACAAGGCAACAACAUUAAAUAGUUUAUUGAUCAUCCUAAUCAUUCUCUUUUUUCAAUCUUUUAAAUUGUACAUUCUAAAUCAGCACCAUACGUUUGGUAAAUCUUUGUGUAUUUUUGGAAGUGGGGGGGGGGGGGGUAUUUAAUUCAGAACUGAUACUUACUAGCCAGUCAGGUGGUGAUGGAGUGGUCUACCUCAGCAUUUAACCACUGAAUCUAUAGAGAUCAUUUCAUUUUUAAGAAGACAUGGGGCAAAAAUAUCACUGUGCAAUGAAAACUAUUCCUUCCAAAAGUUAAUAUCAUGUCAACUGGGAAUGAUUCUAUGUCAAAUCUAAAGAAGCAUUUGGAAACUUUGCAUCGCAAAUAUAACUAACUCAAACACAUUUUUUCAAUUAUUAUUUGAAUGAUCACUCAGUGUGCAAUAUAACCAUGUUGCAAUGUCUUUGGAAUGGUUUUGUUCAUCAAAUGCAUAAAAAUGCACAAAUAUACGUAAUUUCAUAUUCAAUUGGAUUAGCGCCAUAAAAAUACUUUUAGUUUCUUAAAUUGCUUUUGUAGUCAGCUUUAAAAAUGUAUACGAUUGCACACAGUGAUAACUUUGAGACGUUUUUGUGAUGCCAAUUCUCAAAUAUAACAGGUUUGAUCUCUAACCAUACGUGAAUGGCAUUUGUAAAAUGGCAAAAUUGCAUGACUACAUUCGUGUUAACGUGCCCUGGGAACUCCAAUAAGAAAAUGCCUUUUAAACACAAACUUAUUUGUGUCUAUUAUUGAUGGAGGGCCUAUACUGCUAUCAGCAUCACAGGGGAAAAUAUGAAAACUUCCUUCAUAUUUUUACAUUUGAUAUCAUUAAUCUGAAUUUGUGGACAUUAGCACCACUCAAAUGAUUAAAUCACGCAGAAUUCGGUUGAAUGUAAUCUGAAAGUAAUCCAAAAGUAAUCAUAUUGGAUUACUCAAAAUGUAAUCUAUUAGAUUACAUUACUGAUUGCAUUUUUUUUACAUGUAAUUAGUACCUGCUUACAAUUCACAAUUAAUCCACCCAGCACUGUAAUGCUAAUAAAAUAAACGGUACUUGAAACCAUAUUCACAAAUAAAGAACUGCAGUUACUUCUAUCAACCAGCAGAUAUCACUAAUGUCAUGGUUUUGUCUGUGGGUAGAAAUAUACUCUACCAUUUAAAAGCAGAUUUCAGCAGCUUUAAUGGGCAGUUAUAAAUAUAUUUAUCAACAAACAUUACAAUAAAACAAUACAAAGGUACUCUAUGACUAUGACCAAGUGAAUUAGUAUAUCAAUGAUAACCAUAUGAUACACAAUGUUAAUCUGUAAUUGCUAGUGGAAAAAAAACUAAGACAUACAAUGUCAUGCAUAAUUAUGUAAUAAUAGAUUUUAUAUGUUGAUAUACAGAGCUCACAUUUGAAGUUCAAGUUGUGUCAGCAGUUAUGGAUUGUACUUGUAUUGUACAAGCACUAUAAUAUAAUCGGUGUACUUUAUUGAAGGGGAGGAAUAUGCUUUGCAUAGAGCAUUAACAGCUGUUUUACUUGCAAAAAUUAACCUACCUGCUGUAUGUCCUAUGUAAAGGGGCCAAAUAUGUCCCAAAAAUAAAAAUUAAUGAAAGUUUCUACUGUUAUCCUUAAAAUAAAAAAGACUGCACAUGCAAACAAUGUAUUGAAUUUGUAAGCUGCAUAUACCACAAUAAACAUUUUCUUGU